This is a messenger RNA of Neoarius graeffei (lesser salmon catfish), 5701 nucleotides long. RefSeq lists its product as uncharacterized. Gene Ontology annotation, biological process: DNA integration. Gene Ontology annotation, molecular function: nucleic acid binding. Bases 106 to 5253 code for a protein of 1715 amino acids. NCBI's taxonomy places the organism in Eukaryota, Metazoa, Chordata, Actinopteri, Siluriformes, Ariidae. The transcript is spliced from 2 exons. The record is from RefSeq and is a predicted model, not a curated record.
CUUCCAUCAGCCACACAACCCCAGCUUCCUGCUUUUAACCCGGCUCCAGCUGAUUAUGGAAACAUUAACAGCCCCUCUCAGUCACACACAGACAACAAUAACAACAUGUCUGAUUUUGUCAAAUUUAUGGCACGCAGAGAAAUCAUUGCAACGGGCUUAUUGCAGUUUGACGACAGGCCAGAAAAUUAUAGGGCCUGGAAGGCAUCAUUCUUAAACACCACAACCAGCCUCAACCUCUCAGCCAAGGAGGAGAUGGAUCUCCUAGUCAAAUGGCUAGGCAAGGAAUCGGGUGAACAGGCGAAACGCAUAAGAGGUGUACAUGCCUAUAACCCUGCGAGAGGCCUAGAUAUGAUUUGGCAGAGGCUUGACGAGUGCUUUGGAGCACCUGAAGUCAUUGAAAGUGCGCUUCUAAAAAAAGUGGACAGCUUUCCAAAGAUCUCCAACAGAGACUGGAAAAAACUGAGAGAGUUAGGCGACCUGUUAAUGGAGCUCCAAGCAGCCAAAUUAGAAGGAGUGCUCUCGGGACUAGCCUGCCUGGAUACAGCUCGGGGAAUAGCUAACAUUGUCCACAAACUGCCCUUUACAAUGCAAGAGAGGUGGAUGGUGCUAGGCUACACGUUUAAAAAGCAGCAUGGGGUCUCUUUUCCCCCCUUCUCUGUCCUUGUGGACUUUAUAUCUGAACAGGCGAAGAUGCGCAAUGACCCCAGCUUUUCGCUUCCUCACUAUGCUGACCAUGCAAAAUCAGAUCACCUCAAAAACACAAACAGAAUGUCAGUUGCAGUCCACAAAACAGAUGUCUCCCCACAAAAGACAGACACAACCAGAGCUCACAUUGACCCAGCAAAGCAUUGCCCAAUCCAUAAGAAGCCACACCCCAUACACAAGUGUCGUAGCUUUCGAGAUAAGUCUCUAGAAGACAGAAAGGCCCUUCUAAAGCUGAACGGUAUUUGUUUCAAAUGCUUAGCAUCCACCACACAUCUAGCCAGGGACUGUGACAAAGAGAUAAAAUGCAUUGAAUGUGGCAGCGAGAGACACCACUCUGCAUUACACCCAGGACCUACACCUGAGUUCUCAAAGGCCCUCACCCCUGCUGACGCCCAUGGCGGGGAGGGAAGUGACUCUAACAAAGAAGACCUGUCGGCCCUCUGCACUGAAGUUUGUGGAACCCAACUCAGCGGUAAAAGUUGUUCUAAGAUUUGCCUGGUGAAAGUAUUCCCAUCCGGUCAACAAGAUAAAGCAGUCAAAGUCUAUGCUGUCAUCGAUGACCAGAGCAAUCGUUCGUUGGUGAAGCCAGAGUUCUUCGAUGUUUUCGACGUAUCUUGCCAAAGCUUACCUUACCGUCUGAAAACCUGUGCAGGCGUAGCAGAGGCAAGUGGGAGACGAGCGUGCGGCUUCCAAAUAAGCUCCAUGGAUGGACACGUCACUCUGCCCCUCCCAACCUUGAUAGAGUGCAAUAACAUCCCCGACAACCGCUCAGAGAUCCCCACACCACAAGCUGCUCAUCACCACUCUCACCUAAGGCCUAUAGCGGGACAAAUCCCAGAGCUCGAUCAUGAUGCCCAAAUAAUGAUGCUUCUCGGCAGAGACAUAAUAAGAGUACAUAAAGUGAGAAGACAAAUAAAUGGAUCGCAUGACGCCCCCUACGCUCAGAAGCUAGACCUCGGCUGGGUCCUAGUGGGUAACGUCUGCCUGGGAAGAGUCCAUAAACCACCAAGUGUCAACGUCUUCUUCACAAACACUCUGGACAAUGGCAGGCAAUCACUCUUUGAACCAUGCCCCAACACGCUCCUUGUUAAAGAGAGCGUCUGUAACACAAGCCCUCCGAAUGCACCCACUCGUGUCCCAGAAAAGAAAGUGUCACAAGACAUGAGUAGACCACACCUCGGAGAUGACAUUUUUCAGAGAACAGACCAUGAUGAGAAGUUAGCUCAUUCCUUUGAAGACACGACUUUCCUCCACAUCAUGAAAGAAGGUGUUUACAAAGACGAAGAAAGCAGCUGGGUGGCUCCCCUCCCCUUCAAGCCACAGAGAAGGCGCCUACCCAAUAACAAAGGACAGACCUUGAACCGUUUUAAGUCAUUAGAAAAGUCCUUCUCCAGAAAACCUGAUAUGAAAGACCACUUUUUUGGCUUCAUGGAGAAGAUACUGGAGCAAGGUCAUGCGGAAGUGGCCCCUCCUCUUAAGGAACAUGAGGAGUGUUGGUACUUACCUCUUUUCGGGGUUUACCACCCAAAGAAGCCGGGCCAGAUCAGGGUGGUCUUUGAUUCAAGCUGUCAACAUGAUGGGGUCUCUCUCAAUGACGUGCUCCUGACCGGCCCUGACCUCAACAAUAGUCUCCUUGGAGUACUCAUCCGCUUUAGGAGAGAGGCGAUAGCCAUCACCACAGACAUACAGCAGAUGUUUCACUGCUUCGUCGUCAGACCACAAGACAGGAACUUCCUCCGCUUCUUCUGGUAUCGAGACAAUGACGAAAGCAAGGGAGUCAUCGAGUUCAGGAUGAAGGUCCAUGUCUUCGGCAAUAGCCCCUCCCCCUCUGUAGCAAUCUAUGGCCUCAGACAAGCAGCUAAGGAAGGAGAAGCUGAGUACGGUGAAGACGCUCGUGAAUUUGUGGAGAGAGACUUUUACAUAGACGAUGGUCUAAAAUCGUUGCCCUCAGCUGCAGUCGCCAUUGACCUCCUUAAAAGAACGCAGGAGAUGCUGGCCUGCUCAAAUCUACGGCUUCACAAGAUCACCUCGAACAGUGAGGAAGUCAUGAAAGCCUUCCCUACAGAAGACCACGCUAGUGGGCUAAGAGACUUGAACCUAGGUCAGGACACAUUGCCAGUUCAACGCACGCUUGGCGUUACCUGGGACCUCAAGAGCGACACGUUCACCUUCCAGGUUUCGGGUGAUAAAAAACCAUUCACUCGCCGUGGAGUGUUGUCCACCAUAAAUGGUUUGUACGACCCACUUGGAUUUGCUGCCCCAGUUGUCAUUCGAGGCAAGGCUUUGCUUAGAGACCUUACAGCAGACACCCGAGACUGGGACGCGCCCUUACCUAGCGACAAACAGGUGCUGUGGGACCAGUGGAGAGAUUCUUUGCAAGGGCUUCAAGCUCUGAAAAUCCCAAGGCCUUAUACCCAGACCUCCCCCUCUGCAGCCUUACACCGAGAACUCUGUGUUUUCUCAGACGCGUCCAUCUUAGCUAUAGGGGCAGUAGCCUAUCUAAGAGUUACGGACCAAGGUGGGGGCCUCCACGUAGGCUUCAUUCUCGGCAAAGCUAAACUUGCCCCACGUCCAGAUUUAACUAUUCCCCGCCUCGAGCUUUGCGCUGCCGUCUUAGCUGUGGACAUAGCAGAGACCAUCAAGGCAGAGAUGGACAUCCCUGUUGAUAAGGUGACCUUCUUCACAGACAGUAAAAUUGUCCUCGGAUACAUCAACAAUGAAAAACGUAGGUUCUAUGUGUUUGUGAACAACAGAGUCCAGAGAAUCAGAAGAAGUUCAGAGCCUCAACAAUGGCGUUACGUGGCUAGCAACCAGAACCCAGCCGACCUAGCAACAAGGUCUGUGCCUGCCGCUCGCCUCAAAGACACCACGUGGCUCACAGGGCCCUCAUUCUUAACACGCUCAGAGCAGUCAACUUACAGUGCAGACAACUUCGACCUAGUGAACCCAGAUGAGGAUGCAGAUGUGCGCCCCGAAGUUACUGCACUCAGCACCACUGCCGAGGAGCACCACCUCGACACACAGCGCUUUGAGCGCUUUUCCACCUUAAAGGCCCUGUUUCGAAGUGUGGCGAGCCUCAUACACAUUGCUAGCUCAUUCAAAAGAGACCCACUCAAAGAGCCGGGGGACUGUAAAGGCUGGCACUAUUGCGCUGAAUCCCAUAACACAGACAACCUCUCAAAGGCCAAGAAUGUUAUCAUCAAAGCUGUACAGGAAGAGGCCUAUCAAGAAGAACUUCAGUGCAUCAGAAACAAGAAAAACAUUCCAAAAGACAGCCCUUUACUUACCUUGAAUCCUGUGAUGGGAGAAGACGGGAUCUUGAGAGUUGGAGGCCGCAUUUCCCAGGCAAACAUCAGUCCGGGAGAAAAGAAUCCCAUCAUAAUCCCUGGGAGACACCACCUGGCCGUCCUUAUCGUGAGACAUUAUCAUGAACAGUGUCAACAUCAAGGACGUCAUCUGACUGAAGGUGCUGUGCGUGUAGCGGGCUACUGGAUUGUAGGAGCCAAAAGAUGUGUGAGCUCGCUCAUCUUCAAGUGUGUGACAUGUAGGAGGCUCAGAGGAAAAUGUGAAGUGCAGAAAAUGGCGGACUUGCCUUCAGACAGAGUCAGUAUGGAGCCACCCUUUACAUAUGUGGGGGUUGAUGUGUUUGGCCCCUGGACUGUCUCUACCCGACGCACUAGAGGUGGCCAUGCCAACGACAAGAGGUGGGCAGUACUAUUCACCUGCCUAAGCGUUAGAGCGAUCCACAUAGAAAUAAUAGAAAGCAUGGACACCUCCUCUUUCAUAAACGCUGUGAGACGCUUCAUUGCCAUUCGUGGCCCAGUGAAACAGAUGCGUUCCGAUCGCGGAACAAACUUUGUUGGAGCAUGCAAAGAACUGAACAUCUCCUCCAACUUGGAUGAGAGCAAAGUAUCCCAGUUUCUCGCAGACCAAGGAUGCAAGUGGACCUUUAAUCCACCCCACGCCUCACACAUGGGCGGAGCAUGGGAACGGAUGAUAGGAGUCACCCGCAGCAUCUUGGACUCUAUGAUGCUUCAAAUAGGCCCCUCCAGAAUAACCCAUGAAGUUCUUGCUACGUUCAUGGCUGAGGCCUCUGCCAUUGUGAACUCAAGGCCCCUAAUACCCGUCUCCACUGAUCCGGAUGACCCCUCAGUUCUGGCACCCACCUCGCUGCUGACGCAGAAGCUCGGUCCGACCCCUGUCCCUUCAGGUGAAUUUCGGGGCAAAGACCUCUUCAGACGUCAAUGGAAGCAGGUGCAGAGUUUAGCGAGCACCUUCUGGGACAGAUGGCGGAAACAAUACCUGUCUACCCUCCAGCCGAGGAGGAAGUGGCAGGCCGACAAGCAGAACAUCACAGUGGGGACUGUGGUCCUCAUGAAAGACUGUCAAUCCAAGCGAAAUGACUGGCCACUUGCACGCAUCACCAAGGUGUUUCCAAGUGAAGACGGAAGGGUCCGCAAGGUGGAAGUGAAGGUCGCUGACAAAGAAGGGGUGAAACUGUUCCUACGCCCUAUAACCCAAGUCAUUACACUCCUUCCCUCUGAAUAGCUUCAGAACUGUGUUAUUUGUUAUGUUAACUGUUAUAUAGUGGUAUCCUAGGGACACCAGACGGGGAGUGUUCUGUCUCUCUAGCACUGUAACGUGUUCUGUCGCUUUAAGAGCGAUAUGUUUACUGAUGACAUCAGUAUCUUAGCAACAACAUUAGGAAGUCAAAUCAGAGAAGUUCAUGUGAGAAAAUAAUCUGCUGACACAUCAAACUUAAUCCUUCACAUUCCUUGUCUUUGGAUGUACUGUCGCAGGGUGCCAGGGAACAACAGGAGGCCCCCAGUCCAUCCCACCCGAGCAGGAAGAGGACCCCCAGCCGAGCGGAUCCAGCGUCACUGUCACCUGCCCCCCUUCUCCACCGCCUGCCCCUGUCGCCGGGUCCACAGGCCGGGUGCUGACGCGUGCGGUCCUUGAGUCGCAGGGUGAAAUUUUAAAGGGGAUAGAGGCGAUU